AUGUCAUCGCCUAAGUCUAACGGUCUCGACGAGAAACAGUCCGACACGCUGGCGACAGGCUCGGAAGGCGCUGUGAGUGAUGUAGGAGACGAUGACCCCAAUAUCAGCAGUCCCGAAUCGAAUAGCUCAAGUAUUGACGCGGACGCGAGGCAAGAUGCUGAAAAGGUACCUGCACUUCAGGGCAUCCGACCAGACGGUAAGGAGGCAUCAGAAGACGGAGACAGCGAGGGCAGUUUUGAUGAGGACGAGGAUGAUUCCGAAGACGAGGACGACGACGAGCCAGCGCUCAAGUACGAGCGUUUAGGCGGAAUUACACAAAGUCUUCUACAAAAGGGCUCUAUAUCUGUCCUGGCUCAUGCGAACCAACGACUAGUUCGUACCUUUGCGUUAUUCUUCUCCUUCCACGUUGUAAUUCCUCUCCAGGCCUUGGGUACGCACGACGGCAUGCUUCAUGUACUCGACCUGUCCGGUACCCAUGUGAAGUCGUUUGAGGCGCACAGUGCGUACGUGACAGAUAUUUCUAUGGACCUCAGCGCCGAGUGGAUAGCUACGACGUCGAUAGACGGUGAGACCUCUGUUAUUUAUGUUGAUUCGUUCGUCAGGGUGGCUUCGAUCGCUACAUCUCGAAUCUCAGACGAGUUCCCUCGUCAAGUUGUCAUACAUUCGGUCUCUACUUCUGAAUCUCAGACUUUCAGAGCAAAACGCUCUCUCCGCUCAGUUGCUCUCGAACCGAAUUUUGCCAAGAGUGGUACUCGGUCGGUUGUCUAUGGCGGAAUGGAGGGGUCGUUGGUUUUGCAAGAAAAGGGAUGGCUGGGAUACAAAGAGACCGUUCUGCACUCCAACGAAGGCCCUGUAUGGAAGGUGCGAUGGCGAGGUAGGUUGAUCGCAUGGGCGAACGACUUGGGCGUGAAGAUUUACGAUACCGUCUCGCAGACGCGCAUUACCUUCAUUGAUAGGCCUGCAGAUAGCCCACGAGCAGACUUAUUUGGAUGCACUCUGCAUUGGCAAGACGACUCUACUCUACUCGUCGCCUGGGCAGACCAAAUCAAGGUUGCGCGCAUCCGGGCACGACCGAGGACUGUCACCACGUCGUCUUCCGCCAAUUUGCCACCGUAUCUGGUUGAGGUCACAGCUGUCUUCCAGUUAGAUUGUAUGGUCGCCGGAAUAGUCCCACACCCUUUGACGUCUUCACCACCAACAUUAAUUCCUAGCUCUGCAAGUGUCACCUCUACGCCCUCGUCUCAUCAAACGACAGAGGCGAUGGCCCCAUCUACGAUGCAAACAGCACCACCGCCUCCGCUUACAGCAUUUUUACUUUUAGCAUACUCGCCUCCGGACACGUCCCUACUUACAGGCAAUGAAGCUACAUCAAACCGUGACGAGCAGGCUCGCAAGGCUGCUGAACGUCCAGAGCUUCGAAUCGUUUCACGUGGCGGUGAAGAGUUGGCCUCGGAUGCGCUAGGCAUUUCCAACUACGAGCGAUGGGGUUGCAACGACUAUCAUCUUGUAGAGGUAGAGGCAGGAGCUGUGACAGGAGGUGCGGAUAACAGAUACUAUAUCGUGGUCAGCCCGAAGGAUGUGGUAGUGGUGAAGCCGCGGGAUUGGAGGGAUCAUGUUGCGUGGCUAGUCGAGCGGAAGAGGUAUGAGGAAGCGUUGGACGAGAUCGAACGACAGGCUGGGAUGGGUAUCGCAGGCGGUCCCGGUGAAGAAGCCGUAGAUGCGGUCGACAUUGGACAACGGUAUAUCGAGCAUUUGGUCAGCGAAGGCGAGUUUAUCAAGGCAGCACGUCUAUGUCCGAAAGUCUGUGGACAAGACGUGAAGCGAUGGGAGGACUGGAUCUUCUUCUUUGCCCAGAAGCUCCAACUGCAGGCUAUAAUCCCCUACGUACCUACUGAUGCUCCCACUUUGGGCCAUUUGGUCUAUGAGAUGAUUAUGGCCUAUUAUCUGGCAAAUGAUCGACAGAUGCUGCUUCAAACAAUCAAGAGCUGGCCCAAGGGUAUAUAUGACAUUUCCGCUGUCAUUGUUGCGGUGCAAGCGGAGCUCGAUCGUUCCCCGUCGUCCUCCUCUGCGAGAACCACUUCGUCGGAGACAGUGUUACUCAUGGAAUCACUGGCAGAGCUCUACACCAAUAACCGUCAGCCCGGAAAGGCCCUGCCUUUCUUCCUCCGUCUGCGGCGUCCAAAUGUCUUCGACCUCAUUCGGGAAAAUAACCUCUUCACUGCGGUUCAAGAUCAAGUCCUUCUGCUGGUCGAAUUCGAUCAUGAACUCAUGGAGAUACGCAAGAAGGGUGGCGAAGAUGUCGACUUUGACCAUAACAGCACCGCUAUCAUACUUCUCGUGGAUCACAUCCACUCGAUUCCCAUAGGGCGUGUUGUGCAACAGCUCCAAAGCCGUCCCUACUAUCUUUACAUGUACCUCGACGCCCUCUUUCAUAAGGAUCCUCAGCUCACUUCGGACUUCGCAGACGUUCAGGUCAAACUGUAUGCCGAGUAUGCUUCUGACCACUUGAUCGACUUCUUGAGAGCAAGCAAUUACUAUAGCUUGGAGGAGGCAUACAACAUUUGUAACGAUCGAGAUAUGGUCCCUGAGAUGGUAUUCCUUCUAGGCCGAAUGGGGAACAACAAGAAGGCUCUUACCCUCAUCAUUGAACGCAUGGGAGAUGUCAAUCGAGCUAUUGACUUCGCGAAGGGGCAACAUGAUGAUGACUUAUGGGAAGAUCUGCUCAGAUAUUCGGAAACUCGCCCAUCGUUCAUCCGAGGCCUUCUUGAGAAUGUCGGAGCCGAGAUUGACCCAAUCAGGUUGAUCAGACGCAUCAAGAACGGGCUGGAAAUACCUGGUCUCAAGGGUGCCCUGAUAAAGAUUCUCCAUGACUUUAAUCUCCAGACAUCGCUCCUUGAAGGGUGUCAGAUGAUUCUCGACGGAGACUGUGCUGAACUUGCACGUCAUCUGCAUCGGAAUCAAACAACGGGCUUUUUUAUAAGUUACAUUAUGUCCCGUAUGCAGUCUUCCCUUACAACAGUACCCGCACGACUUUAUGUUGCUCUAUAUGUGCCGACACGUAGUUCAUUUACAUUGUGUUCCUAA
This is a messenger RNA of Fibroporia radiculosa, 3084 nucleotides long. RefSeq lists its product as uncharacterized. Gene Ontology annotation, molecular function: protein binding. The coding region runs from base 1 to 3084 and encodes 1027 amino acids. NCBI's taxonomy places the organism in Eukaryota, Fungi, Basidiomycota, Agaricomycetes, Polyporales, Fibroporiaceae. The transcript is spliced from 13 exons. Gene Ontology annotation, biological process: vesicle-mediated transport; cellular response to starvation; endosomal vesicle fusion. Gene Ontology annotation, cellular component: HOPS complex; late endosome. The record is from RefSeq and is a predicted model, not a curated record.